Molecule: messenger RNA, 374 nt
Organism: Chilo suppressalis (striped riceborer)
Lineage: Eukaryota; Metazoa; Arthropoda; Insecta; Lepidoptera; Crambidae
Source: the annotation of a GenBank genome assembly
GUUCGCUUUUGUAAAAUAAAACUGCGAAUAUAAAAAUAAACCGCAAAAGCAGUGAAAUAUUUUUGCUUACUUACGAUUUCAUAGUGUGUAAGUAAUGCACACUGAUUUGUCACCACAUUUGCACACUGACGAGUGCAAUAUAUUAAUAAGAAAGUUGCUUGAUUGCCAUAAAGAGCAUUCAUUCCUCAAGUUCGUUGGAUAUUGCAAUGAUUACGACAGGGACAUGAGAAAGUGUCUGAAAGCAGAGCGUAUUCGACGGCAACAAGCUAAUUUAGAAGAAUCGCGCAAGCGGCACUCGGAGAUAAGAGCACGUAUACGACGAUCUACAGAAGAGCAGGCUAAUUUAUAACUGCACCAAUCUUAUCCCGCCACAA